Molecule: messenger RNA, 1353 nt
Organism: Plenodomus lingam JN3
Lineage: Eukaryota; Fungi; Ascomycota; Dothideomycetes; Pleosporales; Leptosphaeriaceae
Biological process (GO): regulation of translational fidelity; alanyl-tRNA aminoacylation
Molecular function (GO): alanine-tRNA ligase activity; ATP binding; nucleic acid binding
Source: RefSeq, a predicted model, not a curated record
AUGAGCGUCACCACCACGGCGCCUACCCCGGCAAUUGUUGGUGCUCUUAUGUGCCAGAAAGACUCGUAUUUGCGAUCAUUGGAGACUACGGUGGUAUCCUGCGAGGAACACGUACCUGCUGCCACGAACCAGGGCGAUGGCAAAACAAAAACAAAGAAAUCCACGGAUCCAACCAAAGGCCUGACGGUGGGCGCCUCGAACGCUCCGAAAGUCUGGCACAUCGAAUUCGCAGACUCUGUUCUCUUCCCAGAGGGCGGUGGACAGCACACCGAUCAUGGAACGAUCACACCUCUGAACGAUGACUCAGAUAAAGAAGUGUCAAUAACAAAUAUACAGCGUCACGGUUUGCGGUGUGUACAUUUCUCACCAAGGCCUUUGAAACCGGGCACCACUGUGCGUCAGACUGUGGAUUUCGGGAGAAGAUGGGAUCUGAUGCAACAACAUACUGGCCAACACCUGCUCUCCGCAAUUAUGGACGGGAUGAACCUUGAAACUCUGGGUUGGAGUAUGGGCCAGCCUGGGGAGAUGAACUAUGUGGAGUUGCCGCGAAAACCUACCGACGAGGAGAUCAGAAUCAUCCAAAGAACCUGUAAUAAGAUUGUACGAGAGAACGUUUCCAUUACCGUGGAAACUCCAGAAGGGAGGGGGUCAUCUAGUCUCCCAGAAGACUAUGACAGCGACAAAGGUGUUGUCAGAUUCGUCAAAAUUGGAGACCUUGACUACAACGCGUGCUGUGGUACGCAUCUUCGCACAACAUCACACAUAGGCUUGAUUCUUCUCCAUCAUAUGCAAACGGUGCGAGGCACUAAUUGUCGCCUCUUCUUCUCCGCUGGAGAUCGAGCCAUCGAACUUGCCACCGAGUCAAUCAAUGGCCUCAGGUCGAUUGCUCUAUCCUUAUCCACAAGUGCUGCACCGAACGAUGUCGCAAUUGGCGUAAAGCGGCUAGGCGAUUCACUUUCAGAAUCGCGGAAGAAAGAGAAAAAGAUGUUAGCUGAGAUUAGCAAAUUCGAAAGCGCCCGUAUCACGACACAUUUCCAAAAACAUCAAAGUGCAUUCUUGCAUCGAGCUACAGAUGGUUUAGACUUCAUCAACUUGGUCGUCAUGGAAAUCAAAGAUGUUGCUAGCGAGCGCGGGGUUGCAGUACUGUGUUCAGGAGAAGCGAAGUCCUCUGGCUCGAUUGUUAUACUCGGCCAGCCAGAACUAGUACAGAACAUGUCGUCAAAGGUCAAAGAGGUUGUGAUCACAGCCAAAGGUGGCGGAAAGGGAGCAAAAUGGCAAGGUAAGGUUCUGGAGUGGCAUAAAGGUGAGAUAGAGGCCCUGAGGAUCGCGGUGGAGACACUGGGGAGUACAUAA